Cynoglossus semilaevis (tongue sole) is the source of this 1075-nucleotide messenger RNA. It is a transcript of the gene gpx2, whose product is annotated as glutathione peroxidase 2. Gene Ontology annotation, biological process: response to oxidative stress. The record is from RefSeq and is a predicted model, not a curated record. The transcript is spliced from 2 exons. Lineage: Eukaryota; Metazoa; Chordata; Actinopteri; Pleuronectiformes; Cynoglossidae. Gene Ontology annotation, molecular function: glutathione peroxidase activity.
UUAAUGACAUAAAGUCGAGACAGUAUUGAGUGAAACGACAAAUUCCUCCGUGUGACACUUAAUAAAAUCAUGAGCGUGUGUUUGCACAAUCAGUUACACCAGUCCAUCUGAAGCACCAUGGUGUCGAACGUAUCGCGUGUCAGGUGUGGAUCAGUUUCCUGCAGAGACACCAGACACCCAUGAAAGGCAGCGUGACACCCUGAGACGGUCAGGUGACCCAGAGGCUGGGUACUGUCGAGCACAACAGUCCUCUCUGCCUCCAGUCUGGGAACACGCAGGUGAAGAUGACGUUCAUCGCCAAGACCUUCUACGACCUGAAGGCCACCACCGUGGAGGGCGACCCGGUGGACUUCAACGUGUACCGGGGCCGGGUGGUCCUGAUAGAGAACGUGGCGUCCCUCUGAGGUACCACCACCCGGGACUUCCACGAGCUGAACCAGCUCCAGAGCAAGUACCCGCAUCGGCUGGUGGUCCUGGGUUUCCCCUGUAACCAGUUUGGAUAUCAGGAGAACUGCUCCAACAGUGAGAUCCUGAGUUCUCUGCAGCACGUGCGUCCCGGCGGCGGCUUCAGGCCCAACUUCACCAUCUUUCAGAAGUGUGACGUAAACGGAGCGAACACGCACCCGGUCUUUGCCUAUCUGAAAGACAAGCUCCCCUAUCCCGAUGACGACCCCAACUCCCUCAUGCUGGACCCCAAAUUUCUGGUUUGGAGUCCCGUCAACAGGACAGAUGUGUCAUGGAACUUUGAGAAGUUUGUCAUCGGCCCAGAAGGAGAGCCGUUCAAAAGAUACAGCAAAAAGUUCCCCACAAUCGAUAUUGAGCCCGACAUCCAAAGACUGUUAAAGCUAACUAAGAGCUAAGAUUAGCCCCUGUGUUUUGUUCAUUCAAGUCUUCUGCCGUCUUCCACACUUUUAAGCCUUAUUAAAUGACGUUAAUAUUCUAAAACCCUGAGGGAAUAUUUCCUGAAGCCACGUGAGAGCUUAACAGUAGUGGACGAUUACAGUGCAAAUGUAUAAUCACCAGGAGAAAAACACAAAUGUCACUUUAUAGGGAUAGUUUAAAAAAAAGAAAAAGA